This is a messenger RNA of Colletotrichum orchidophilum, 294 nucleotides long. RefSeq lists its product as uncharacterized. The record is from RefSeq and is a predicted model, not a curated record. The coding region runs from base 1 to 294 and encodes 97 amino acids. NCBI's taxonomy places the organism in Eukaryota, Fungi, Ascomycota, Sordariomycetes, Glomerellales, Glomerellaceae. The transcript has a single exon.
AUGUUGGAAGGCAAUAGCCAAGCAGAAGACGCUACCACGACCGACCGCGUGAGCCCGAUGGGACUGGCCACAAUAGCGUCAAGUCUCACUUCAAGCCAGCGUAGGUUGGCGGCAGCAAGUAGACAGGUGUUAACCUUGGCCGCCGGCACUGAUCACCGUGAGAUCCUGACGGGGUAUUCGUUCGACAUCGCUCAGGAGGGCCGCAGCGCCAAGGACUUUCCAACAUCUGACCUCAUCAAACUUCUGAUUGAAGAUGAGGUUGCUGCGGAUGGUCCCUUUACUCAACCACGGUGA